Molecule: messenger RNA, 822 nt
Organism: Bacillus rossius redtenbacheri
Lineage: Eukaryota; Metazoa; Arthropoda; Insecta; Phasmatodea; Bacillidae
Product: circumsporozoite protein-like
Exons: 5
Coding region: 1-822 (273 amino acids)
Source: RefSeq, a predicted model, not a curated record
AUGGCGGCGCACGUGGCAGGCGACGGCGACGCGGCGCCUUCAGCGGCAGGCGGCGGCGCUCCCAUGGCGGCGCACGUGGCAGGCGACGGCGACGCGGCGCCUUCAGCGGCGCGCAUGACGUGUGGAGGCGGCGCUGCCCCUUCAGCUUCGCGCUUGACGUGCGGAGGCGGCGCGGUUGGCUUCAGCGGCACGCAUGACAUGCGCAGUGACGCGGGCGGCAUCAUGGCUGUUACCGCGGCGUGGUGGUUGGCCGCGUGUGGCAGCGGCGAUGCGGGCUGCGUUAUGUGCUGUCUGCGGAUAGUACCUGUCGCCAUGGGGCCGGUCGAGGUGGGCGGCGGCGGCAGCGUCGCGGCAGCUUCAGCGUCAGGCGGCGGUGCUGCUCCCACGGUGGCCCGCGUGACAGACGGAGGGGGUGUGGCACCUUCAGCGGCGCGCGCGGCAGCAGGCGGCGGCGGCGCGUCCAAGGUUGCCCGCGUGACAGACGGAAUGGGCGUGGCCCCUUCAGCGACGAGCGCGGCAGCAGGCGGCGGCGUCGCGUCCAAGGUUGCCUGCGUGUUGUGGCAGCACGGCCAGUUCGCACUGCGUAGGCCCCUCGUGAGCCCCUACGCAGUUGGGGGCGGCGGUAUCAUGGACGGCGUGUCUGAGUCGGCCUGCCGUAUCCACCUGGAUGUCGCGUGCCAGUCGUACCACAGGGGCUGGACGGCGCGGAGCGGCGUGCACGUCUGUCUGCUGUCGCACCCUGAACACUACUGCCUUUCCCCGCCCGCCAGCGGACGAGGCCCGAGGGCCGCGGAGAAGGGGAGGAGAAAUCGGCCGGCGUAG